This is a messenger RNA of Linepithema humile (Argentine ant), 741 nucleotides long. RefSeq names its product chromatin complexes subunit BAP18. Gene Ontology annotation, cellular component: MLL1 complex; NURF complex. Lineage: Eukaryota; Metazoa; Arthropoda; Insecta; Hymenoptera; Formicidae. The record is from RefSeq and is a predicted model, not a curated record.
AGCAAUAGCGUACUAGCAGCGCUAGUUUGUUCGCUCAUGUCAUAACGAUCGAAACUCAACAACAAUAACAGUACGAUAUUAACAUGAAUUCUGCAAGUAAGGUAGGUGAGAUCUUCACUGCUGCUGGUGUAGCCUUUAAUAAGUUGGGUGAACUUACGAUGCAAUUGCAUCCAACAUCAGAUUCAGUAGCAGGUAAAUGGACUGAAGAGGACAUUGAGAUGCUUCGUCACUCAGUGAGAGCCUUCAGUGAAGAAUUGAACAGAAUAAGCGAGCACAUCAAGAGUCGGACGGUAUCACAGAUUCGAACUACACUGAAAAAAAAGACGUUUGAGGAAGCCGGAAUGUCUGUUAGACAACAGCAGAUUCUUCCCCAGCAAACUCAACAGCAGACACUAGUUCAACAGCAACAAGUUGCAAAACAACAAUCGACAUCGGGAAAUCAAAGCCUAAUGGGAAAGUCGGCGGAAGUUACACUGAAUAUGCUGAACGCACCUGAGUCAGAGGUGGAUGUCGAAGGACUUCAUGAAGAUUGCCAAGUAAAACUGGAAUUUGAAGAAGGCGCUACUGAAGAAGUCACUAGUUAAGUUUAAUUAACUUAUCAGUUAAAAUGAAUUAAAUAACUAAAAGUACCACAUCCAUUUUCUAUCAUCUGACUGUUCAUCAAUCGUUCGAAUUUUAACUAGUUUUAAGAAUCAAUCACAUUAGCUAAUAAGUCACCUUUUUACAAUAAAUGUAUGAAAA